Molecule: messenger RNA, 877 nt
Organism: Chlamydomonas reinhardtii
Lineage: Eukaryota; Viridiplantae; Chlorophyta; Chlorophyceae; Chlamydomonadales; Chlamydomonadaceae
Exons: 1
Coding region: 465-644 (59 amino acids)
Source: RefSeq, a predicted model, not a curated record
CCUAAGCUGUCUCCUUGCAGUAAUACGUGUCAUUUUUGCUGAUAAAAUCAGAAAGCGAGGCGGAGCGUGGUCGGGGUGGGCGAGCACCUUCGGCACGUCGGAGAAAGCUUGACAAGACAGCGCAAGUUACUUCUAAACUUUGCGCUUGAGCUUAUAUUAUACAUUUGAAUGGUUGUUGCUGCGGCCGCGCAGGUUUUCGCUGCUCGCCGUGCCAGGAUUUCCGGAGCCGGCUCCAGUCCGCCCCCGCUGGCCUGGAGCCCGUGCACACCCCAACCGUCCCCAAACGCGCCGCGAGUCCCCAAACAAGCUUAACAUCACAUAUCUAUAAACAUUUGAGGCUGUUGAACGGGCUGUGAGGGCUUGCGGCUGAUAGGUGCCGCUUCCGCGCCAUCCGAUGCACUGCAGGCUAAAAUGCUAGCGCGCCAGGGUGGGAUACGUGCGCCCGAUCACUAAUGGUGACAAGUAUGUAUAACGUUGUGGUAGUGUGGCGGUCGGGCAACGAGUACACGUCCGCAGAAGCUUGUUUGGGCGGAGCCGGCUCCCGGCCGCGCCCUCUGGCCGGGGGGCUGCUGUCGCCCAGACAAGAGCCCUGCGUGCGCUUCUGCCCGCCGAGCAGUAUUUUCUGGCAACAUUCACUGGUAUAAUGCCACCAGUGUGCUGCAGACUAGUUCUGUGCUUCGCCAGAGAGCUCCGGGCGCAGCAUCGCUGUUGGUCAAACCAGCAGCAAGCGCGCCCUGAGCUCUCGGCCAAAGGUUAGCAUCUACAUUAUUUCACGAUACGCGUGACAUUGUCGAAGUGGGAUUGGUAUAGAGCCGGAGGCGAGGCCCAAGCAGCGCCAGGACAACGACACUGCUGACUGCUGUAAUGGAUGCAUAGA